CCCGUGCUCAUGGGAUCUACGUAUGGCCUGGCAGCUAUCAUUCUCAUCAUAUUGAUAUACUGGAUCACAACUCAAGUCAGACAGCAUCUCUCUUCAAAGAGACAAGACCCUGCCUCACAGAUUUCCCACACUACGUUGGACAUGACGCGGCCCGUCCAGGGAAGCAACGCUGACGUAAGACCGGCAGCUUCAGCUCGUAUACUAGCUGGCAGCCAAGAGGUUGCGGUUGGUCGGGUGACGAUCAGAACGGAUUCUGUCUUGUACGAGACCAUCCCUGACGUAACAAUCGCUGGACCAUCUAAAAGAACAGAAGGCGAGCAGAAUACGGAGGAGGGUGCCGUUGGAUACAUCAAUCACAAUCCACAACCGAAUUGGAAUAAAAUGGCCACAGCUGAUGGCGCUUGGAAUCCUUGAAGAUAUCCACAAUCGCAAG
This is a messenger RNA of Strongylocentrotus purpuratus (purple sea urchin), 433 nucleotides long. RefSeq lists its product as uncharacterized. The transcript is spliced from 2 exons. The record is from RefSeq and is a predicted model, not a curated record. NCBI's taxonomy places the organism in Eukaryota, Metazoa, Echinodermata, Echinoidea, Camarodonta, Strongylocentrotidae. Bases 10 to 414 code for a protein of 134 amino acids.